AUGGCCUAUUCUAAUAAGUUUAUUUAUGCGACAUUGCCCCGAACACAGCGUGGCCAACCGAUCGUGCUGGGAGGUGACCCGAAGGGCAAGAACUUCCUCUACACCAAUGGACAUUCUGUGAUUAUUCGCAACAUUGAUAAUCCGGAAAUUGCCGACAUCUACACGGAACACUCGUGCGCGGUAAAUGUGGCCAAGUAUUCGCCGAGCGGGUUUUACAUCGCAUCCGGUGAUCAGUCGGGUAAAAUUCGCAUCUGGGAUACGGUGAAUAAGGAACACAUACUGAAGAAUGAGUUCCAACCGAUUGGUGGUCCUAUUAAGGAUAUUUCCUGGUCGCCGGACAGCCAACGGAUCGUCAUUGUGGGCGAAGGUCGGGAACGUUUCGGGCACGUGUUUAUGGCGGAAACGGGUACCUCAGUGGGCGAGAUUUCCGGUCAGUCGAAACCGAUUAAUUCGUGCGACUUCCGACCGGCUCGUCCGUUCCGAAUCGUAACCGGAAGCGAAGAUAACACGAUCGGGGUGUUUGAGGGACCACCGUUCAAGUUCAAGAUGACGAAGCAAGAUCAUACCCGGUUUGUGCAGGCGGUCCGGUAUUCCCCAAGCGGGCAUCUGUUUGCUUCGGCCGGGUUCGAUGGUAAGGUGUUCAUCUACGACGGUACAACCUCGGAGCUGGUUGGUGAGGUUGGUUCGCCGGCCCACAGUGGCGGUGUGUAUGGAGUGGCCUGGAAACCGGACGGUACGCAACUGCUUACCUGUUCCGGUGACAAGUCCUGCAAGCUGUGGGACGUCGAGACGCGCACCCUCGUUAGUGAGUUCCCGAUGGGCAGCACGGUAGACGAUCAGCAGGUGUCCUGCUUGUGGCAGGGAAACCACAUCCUGUCGGUGUCGCUGUCCGGUUUUAUCAACUACCUCGAUGUGAACAAUCCCACCAAACCGUUGCGUGUCGUUAAAGGUCACAACAAACCGAUCACGGUGCUGACGCUCAGCGACGAUCGAAGCACGAUCUAUACGGGAAGCCAUGAUGGUGCGGUCACGAACUGGAAUUCUGGCAGUGGUACCAAUGACCGUGUGGCGGGUGUUGGCCACGGUAAUCAGAUCAACGAUAUAAGGGCGGCCGGUGACUUUGUGUACACGGCCGGAAUUGAUGAUUCGAUCAAGCAGAUCAGCGUCGAGGGUAAUACGUACACGGGUGUGGAUGCUAAGCUCGCCUGUCAACCACGUGGUAUGGAUAUACUGAAGGAGGGCAAUACGGUUGUGGUUGGGUGCGUGAAGGACAUUACUGUGCUGCAGGACAACCGGAAGGUGUCAUCGUCGCCGAUAAGCUACGAGUCGAGUAGCGUUAGCAUUAAUCCGGAAACGAUGGAUGUGGCUGUUGGUGGCGACGAUAGUAAGGUGCACGUGUACGCGCUGAGCGGUGGUCAGUUGACGCACAAGCUGGAUUUGGAACACCUGGGACCGGUGACGGAUGUGCGCUAUUCACCCGACAACAAGCUGUUGGUUGCCUGCGAUGCUAACAGGAAGGUGAUUCUUUACAGUGUGGCAGAGUAUAAGCCCGCUCACAACAAGGAAUGGGGCUUCCAUAAUGCUCGUGUCAAUUGUGUAGCAUUCUCGCCAAACUCGGAACUUGUAGCCAGCGGUUCCCUUGAUACGACCAUCAUCAUUUGGUUCGUAAACAGCCCGGCUAAGCACACCAUCAUCAAGAAUGCCCAUCCACAGUCGCAAAUUACGGGUCUGGUGUGGCUGGAUAACGAAACACUAAUCUCCACCGGUCAGGACUGCAACACAAAGGUUUGGAACAUUGAGAAUGUCGCAUAA
Anopheles marshallii is the source of this 1812-nucleotide messenger RNA. It is a transcript of the gene flr, whose product is annotated as actin-interacting protein 1. Bases 1 to 1812 code for a protein of 603 amino acids. The record is from RefSeq and is a predicted model, not a curated record. The transcript has 5 exons. NCBI's taxonomy places the organism in Eukaryota, Metazoa, Arthropoda, Insecta, Diptera, Culicidae. Gene Ontology annotation, biological process: locomotion; positive regulation of actin filament depolymerization; sarcomere organization. Gene Ontology annotation, cellular component: cortical actin cytoskeleton. Gene Ontology annotation, molecular function: actin filament binding.